ACACCGGUCGCGUCAGUCGUCUGUCCGUGGCGGUUGCUCGCAGUCGCAUUCCUCGCACUAGCCGGCUGAUGUGAUUAAUUCACAAUGAGUUUGAGUCAGUACACUUACCGCUUGUUCAUGGUAAAUGCUCUUACAUUGUAUUACGGUAUUUUAGCGCUUGGAAUUAUCGCACUUAGUUAUAUUAAGAACCCUUUUUCGGGUCCUUGGAAGCAGAAGUUGAGAUUGGAACCACCAGCUCCACUGACAGAUCCUAAGUAUGGAGUGCACAAAUAUUUAAAAGUCAAUAAUACAAAGUUACACUAUGUAGAGAGCGGAGACCCGUCGAAGCCACUUAUGGUCUUCCUUCAUGGAUUUCCAGAAUUUUGGUAUUCAUGGCGACACCAAAUAGUCGAGUUCAAUAAAAAUUAUUGGUGCAUUGCCGUUGACUUAAGAGGGUAUGGAGACUCAGAGAGGCCGGAAGGUGUAUCCUCGUAUAAAAUCGAAUUACUGGUUGAGGAUGUACGCGAUCUUAUUCGACAAUUGGGACGCGAGAAAUGUAUACUAAUCUCGCAUGAUUGGGGCGGUCUUAUUGCGAACAGAUUCCGGAAUGUCCAUCCAGAUGCUGUGAUUGCUCUCAUUAUGCUGGGCAGCACGUCCAGGGAAGCCUGGGGAUAUGAGAUUUGGAACAACCCUGAGCAAAGGAAAAUGUCUUGGUACGUGUUCUUCUACCGUCUACCAGUUCUGCCAGAAUUGCUCCUGUUGUUAGACGACCUAGGUAUAUACGACAGCCUUAUGAGAGUACCUGGCUCUAAUACUACCGACAAACAAGAUAUCGAAUGCUACAAGUAUUGGUUUGGAAAACCUUCUGCUCUGACACCUCCAAUUAAUUACUACCGGGCGAACUUCGGUAUCGUCCCAAAUGAAUCGUAUCGGAAAGAGAAUGUCCCAAUGCUGGUAGUCCACGCCGCCAAAGAUCCAUUCAUCAGUGCCAAUGUGCUAGAAAUUAUGAAGAAGCAGUACCAACAUAUCGAAACAACUAUUUUAGAGGAUGUUGGUCACUUUUUACAACAAGAAAAUCCAGCAAUUGUCAAUAAAACCAUACGAGAUUUUUUGGCGAAAAAUAAUAUUUAAUAAAGUAUACAUAUUGUUAACUUUAGUCACAUCUUUUCUGUAUGCUUUAUGAUAAACAAAUAUUUUAAUGUUUUAUGAUGUAGAAAUAUUGUAUGCACUUUUAAGCAAUUUUAUUUUGAGAAAAAAUACUUUCGUUCCUUCAUUCUAUAAAGUCAUCAUCGUAACCAUUGAAUGGUUAAUAUUUCUACGUGUAACGUGUAAAUUUUAGUUGAAAAAUAAAGUCAAUGCCCAAAAAAAAAAA
Manduca sexta (tobacco hornworm) is the source of this 1351-nucleotide messenger RNA. Its product is annotated as epoxide hydrolase 4. NCBI's taxonomy places the organism in Eukaryota, Metazoa, Arthropoda, Insecta, Lepidoptera, Sphingidae. The transcript is spliced from 6 exons. The record is from RefSeq and is a predicted model, not a curated record. Gene Ontology annotation, molecular function: hydrolase activity. The coding region runs from base 85 to 1110 and encodes 341 amino acids.